Micromonas pusilla CCMP1545 is the source of this 2745-nucleotide messenger RNA. RefSeq names its product protein arginine methyltransferase. The transcript has 4 exons. Gene Ontology annotation, biological process: peptidyl-arginine methylation. Bases 1 to 2745 code for a protein of 914 amino acids. Lineage: Eukaryota; Viridiplantae; Chlorophyta; Mamiellophyceae; Mamiellales; Mamiellaceae. The record is from RefSeq and is a predicted model, not a curated record. Gene Ontology annotation, molecular function: protein-arginine omega-N monomethyltransferase activity; protein binding.
AUGGACGACGCGUGGGCGAAAGCGCACUACCGCCUCGGGUGCGCGCUGACGGCGUACGGGGAGUACGCGCUCGCGGAGAGGUCGUUCGAAGCGGCGCGGAAGAUUGCGCCGGGGGACGCCGCGGUGCGAGAGCGGCUCGCCGCCGCAUCGGAGCUCGCGGCGGAUGAACGCGAACGCGCCGAGGCGCAGGUGUACGCGACGCGACGCGACCUCGCGCGACGGCUGAAGGACGCGAGGAACGCGGACAGGAAGGAGAUGAUGGAGACGGGGUGGAAGCAGCAGAUGCAAGGCCCGGACUGGGACGCGAGCGACUACGAGUGGCGCCCGACGUUCUUGCCGCUGAUGCGCGCGAGGAAGCUCGACGCGAAAAAGUUCUUGAGCGACCGACGCCGAGCCGGGAUGCUGCGAUUCGCCGCCGCCGUCGCGGAGCGAAUCGUAUCCGUCGCGAACGGCGCGUGCGGGGUGCUUCCCAUGAUGGCCGCGUCGGCGGGCGCGACGAGGGUGAUCGUCGUCGAGCGGAACCGCUUUUGUUACCGCGCGGCGAAGCAGUGCGUUCGGAGCAACAGAGAGAGGCUCGGCGACGCGUUCGAUCGAAUCACGCUGCUCGAUCAAAAGCUCGAGACGUGCCGCUUGAAAGGCGACGACGCGCCGCUCGAGCUCGACGAGACCGCCGGUGACGACGCCGGGGCGCUUCCGCCGCCGCCGCUCGCGACGAUCGACGCGCCUGCCGACGUCUUCCUCACCGACCUCUUCGAUCACAACGCCGGGCUCGGGCUCGGCGUCCUUCGCGCGAUCGACCACGCCAGGGACCGCGGCCUCGUGACCCCGGACGCGGUCUGCGUCCCGGGGUCGAUCACGGUGAAUGCGGCGCUGUUGAGCCUGCGGAUGGAGACCGUCUCCGGGUUCGACGUGAGCUCGCUGAACGCGUACCGGUGGCACCCGCAGGCGGCGCGUUUGCUCGAGCUCGCGCGGGAGCCGCAUUUGUUGUUAUCGGACGUCUUCGAGGUGACGCGCGUGGACCUGACGCGGCGGCUGAGGGAGAAGGAGAAGGAUAAGGAAGACGACGAGGAGGAGGAAGAGGAGGGGAAGAAGAAGAAGAACUCCGGCGGCGGGAAAGCGGCGUGGGAGGACGAUUUCGAGGUGCGCGUCCCGGUCGUCGCGGACGGCGCGUUCAACGCCGUCGCGUUUUGGUUCGAGUGCGACCUCGGCGGCGGCGAGGUCCUCCGCAGCGUCGCGCCGCCGUGGGGGGGCACCGGCACCGGCACCGUGGAAGGAGGAGGGGACGAUCAGGAACCUGCUGCGACGAAAAAACGGUCGGAUGAUACGCGUUACUUCGACGCGGACUCGUUCGGCGUCGCCGUGCAGUACCUCGACGAGACCUUCGUGGACGCCUCCGAGACCAUCUCUCUGCGCGUGCGAAGGGAUAAAGACCAGGUGUUCUUCACGUCCACGCCCCCGCCGACGCGCCCGCGGCACGCGCACAUCCCGCAGUGGCACUACGACAUGCUCCACGACGCCGGGCGGAACGAAGCGUACGACGCCGCGAUUAAGACGGCGGUGACGGCGACCAAACGUCGCCUCGGCGGUCGAUGCGAGGUGCUCGACUGCGGCAGCGGCAGCGGCCUCCUCUCGAUGAUGGCCGCGCGCGCGGGCGCGACGCACGUCACCGCGGCGGAGCGCGACGGGCACAUGACGGACGCGGGCGAGGAGAACGUCUGCGUGAACGGCUUCGCGGGCGUCAUCACGUGCGUGAACCGAGACACGCGGUACAUGUUCACGUCUCAGAGCCCGGGUUUGGAGCCAAAGUUUGGUCUCAAGCCGGACGGCGCCAAGCCGGAGAUGGAACGGCUCGCGGAUCUCAUGGUGUUCGAGGUCUUCGACAGCGGUCUCAUCGGCGAGGGCGUGUUGCACGCGCUCGCGUUCGCGCGGCAUCGGCUGCUGACGACGGACGCGGCGCUCGUGCCCGCGAGGGCGACGAUCUUCUGCCAGCCGAUCGAGAUGCGCUUCGGCGAGCUCUCCGUCGAACUCAACGUCGGCGACGGAGAGGGGAACGACGCCUCCGACGCUACGACUUUUUCGUCCGACACUAUGAGUACGACGACCAUGACGUACGACAUGUCGCAGGCGAACCGGUGGCGGUGGCGCAAAGACUACGAGGGCAUCAACCUCGAGCGCGAGAGGCACGCGAAGCGGUGGACGCCGCUCGCGCCCCCCGCAGAGGCGUUUUCGUUCGACUUCAAAGCCGUCACCGCGGAGACGCUGAGACCGGAGGCGAUGGACGUGACCUUUCAGAUCGACCGCCCGGGCGUGUUCAACGCGAUCGCGUUCUGGUUCGAACUCCAUCUGAACGACGACGUGCGCGUGAGCACGUCCCCGCACGACGGCACGAAAGGCCAGACGUGGCAGCAGGCGGUACAACAUCUCGAAGAGGUCGAGGUGACGCCGGGCGACGCGGUGCCGUUGAUCGCGACGCACGACACGUACGGCGUCGCGUUCGAGGUGAACGACGCGAAGUUCCCGGACCGCGCGACGCGACGCACGGGCGUGCCGCUGUACGACCCGACGUGGGCGGUCGCGCACGAGGGCAUCAAGAAGAUCACCGACGACAUCGCGAGGGCCAUCGUGCAGAGUCCGAUCGAGUACAGAGCGGCGGCGGAAGCCGCCGUCGCCGCGGGCGCGAGGCCCGGCGACCUCGGGCUCGAGACGGACGUCGGCGCGGAGUACUGCCUCAGGAUGAUGGCGUGA